AUGUGAACGACUUCCGGCUGAAUUUGUCGGAUUUCGGUCUUUCAGCAGUGCAAGAUGGCUGAUCAGACGGAGCGUGCGUUUCAAAAGCAGCCGACAGUUUUCUUGAACCGCAAAAAGGGCGUUGGACCAAAGUCCAGAAAGCCCUCGAGGUACACCCGGAAUGUCGGUCUGGGAUUCAAAACGCCACGUGAAGCCAUUGAAGGCACCUACAUUGACAAAAAGUGCCCCUUCACUGGAAAUGUUUCGAUCAGAGGUCGUAUUCUCACUGGUGUUGUGCAGAAAAUGAAGAUGCAGCGGACCAUUGUGAUUCGCAGGGACUAUCUUCAUUAUAUUAGGAAAUACAAUCGGUUCGAGAAGAGACAUCGCAACAUGAGUGUUCAUCUAAGUCCUGCCUUCAGGGAUGUGGAAAUCGGUGAUGUCGUGACUAUUGGCGAAUGCAGACCCCUGAGCAAAACAGUCAGAUUCAAUGUCCUCAAGGUAACCAAAGGAACUGGAUCGAAGAAGAGUUUCAAGAAGUUUUAAUUCUACUUUUCAACAGCCGAUGAACGCUUCUGGAGACGAUUGAAAAGCGCUGAUUGAUCAUCAUUCACCAUCACCUGGAUUAUUCUCUCUGUAAAAACAACUUCUGAAGCCAAUGUAAGCGCAAUAAAAGAAGGAUGGUGAAUAAAUUUCGAUUUCCACGUU
Molecule: messenger RNA, 684 nt
Organism: Diachasma alloeum
Lineage: Eukaryota; Metazoa; Arthropoda; Insecta; Hymenoptera; Braconidae
Gene: RpS11
Product: 40S ribosomal protein S11
Exons: 4
Coding region: 55-522 (155 amino acids)
Biological process (GO): translation
Cellular component (GO): cytosolic small ribosomal subunit; ribosome
Molecular function (GO): structural constituent of ribosome
Source: RefSeq, a predicted model, not a curated record